AUGCGUUAUACGUUCACGCGCCUUCUUUGCUUACUUGUGUUCGUACAAUGGUCGUUUUUAGUAGAAGGGUCUCACUUCAGACAUGCCCUUAUGAGCUUUGCUCCGACUGAUGCUGAUAACAACACGGUAUGGUCCUUAAUUGCACGCUACUGAGCUAAUUUCAGAGAUUUGUUGUCUACCGUUUUUGCAUGUCGUAUAUAAAACCUUGAUGGUAGAAGUUGAAAUUCAAUUUGAUGAACUUGCCUUUAUAUGUGUAAGGCUGGUUUUUUUUCUUCAGUUUGUAAAUGAGACAUUGCAAACGCAGAAUUGCAAAUGAACGUUUUCUCCGAAGCAUUUACAAACUGCUCAGAGCGACUGGCUGUCGCCUUGUUUAGACCUAUUAAGACCUUCAAAUUUAAAGCUCUUGAAACACUUCACCAAACAGUACUGUAAACUUUUGUUUCUCAAGAGACCAAACUAUGCGUCAAGGCACAUUAAAAAGGAAAGCACAUUACAGAAAAGCAUAUUCCUCUUCUCCAUGUGGCGGUAAUAACCUUUCUAGUCAUGGCUCCUCCGUGUUGAAGAAGGCAUGCCUCAGGUCGGAACAUUUAACAAAUCGGAAUCCAUGGCUAGGUUAUCGAUAGACGUGUUUGGACUUUACGUAUCUUGGUAUUGAAGGAAAUUUGCUUCCUGCACUGAUUCAGACUUCAAUGGGCGUAUUUUCCUUUUUUGAUAAAUAUCAGUAGUAUGUUGCACUAUUGCUAUAUUUUGUGAUUUGGUUUUAAUGGCAUACGAAUGCCGGAAAAAGUUAGCAUAUACGUUUGUAUUUUGCUAUCCUCCAGUCUUUUCACGGCUCUCGAUGCGCUUUUUUUUUAUUGAGACGGAUGCUACAUAUUUCUGGACUACCGUGAUCUACUCUCUUGCAGUGAGUCAGUAGACAUUUCUACAUGUAUUUUUAGACUUGUGUUUUGGAAAGAAAAAACCGCUUUUGUACGCCUAUGUUAAUCAAAAUUAUUUUCCUAAUUUUUUGUUUUGUUUUGUUUUUUUUUUGUUAGAGUGUCUGUGCGCAACAAGCCUUAGCAGUAAUUGCUUUAAUUGGUUUUUGUCCAUCUGCCGAAUCACCUCUUUUGAAGAGUGCGGCACAAUUCAGUGACUUGCAAACUUUACAAUCUCUUAGCGAGUAAGGAGCAGCAUGUUAUUGAGAUUUAAACUGUAUAUUUUUCUAUUCCUGCUUUGAUUUUUUUUCACGUUGAAGAGAUACUUGGCCAAGAUGAAAUCGCGUUCGUUCUUCCUUUGACUCAACCAGCUGUGUCCAGUUCUUGGAAAGUCGCGUUCUCACUGGUUGUUCGUUCAUAUUCAUAAGUUUCUCCACACGCUUACGCAAGCGAAUAUCAUCAAGCCAAGAUUUUGCUCAAUUUUCAAAGGCCGUCUGUCAUUGAGCUCGACGGAGUUAAUCCUACUCUUUUUCAUUGCAAUUACUUGAAUUGUGCAAUUUUUUUUUCUUUUUUACUUUUUUAUGCACGAUAUACUCAACCAAGUAAGAAUCACUCUAUAUCUUCCUUGAUACAACCAACUGUGGCCAUUUCUUGGAAAGACUGCGGUUUUUGUAAUUGUUUAUUCAUUUGACGUAUUAGCGUCAUAUUCAUAAUUUACCUCCAGGCGCUUUAAGCUUUCUAAACUACAUCUACCCAAUUUGGUUGACUUUCCAGUUUUUCCGUCUUAGCGGUUGACCUUUUUUUACCAUAGGCAUUGAUUUCAAACUUUCCACGACAAGGACAACUGUGUUUAGUUACUGAAAUGUGUGUAUAUGAAGCACAUUGAAGAACUGUCUUUUGAGAAAAGUUAUGAAACGGAGGAUUAUUUGAAGAAUGAAACCGCCCCCCUCAUCGAAAUGCAUCGGUGGCAAAAAUUCACUGACACUUUCCGUUUUCAGAAAAGAAUAAUCAACGAUUGUUUUUUAGUUAAAACUAUAUACUCGCCUUACAAUAGUUGCACAGCGACUAACGGCUGAAGAAGCCUCCAGGACAUGGAGAAGGAAAUAAAAUGUCUGGUAGACAAGGCUACACAAGGGAAAUCGGUUUUUUAUUUCUAUUUAGGUGUUAGGUUCCACUGAUACCACUGUUUUUUUGGUACCUGACGAUAGGUUCUGACCACCUAACUUGAAAUAUCGCCAGCGUAAAGUGGCUUUUUGUUUAUGUGUGAUAAAUAAUGGUAAUAGGACUGAUUGGAGUCUAAUUCGCUCUUUAAUCACAUGAGCAAUUAACAAAAUCGGGCGACUGCAAAGGGGGAAUCAGAUUUUUAAAUCACCUAACUUUUUUGCAUGAUAUCUUUCUAACUAUUUUCCAGAUACGGUUUACCUUCCGUCUGGCUUUUCGAAGGUCAUUUUCUUCAUAUCAGUGUGAUGAGAACACAACUAAAGUAGGAGGAAUUAUUGGAUCUGGCAAUUAUUGGAGAGCUAAAUGCAGCGAUCCUUUAAAUGCAGUGUGUUGGACCACUAAUAUUGCUGACACUGGCUUUCGCUGUACUGACUUCAGUCGCGAUGAAGACUGGUCCAUGGGGGAAAAUAACUUCACCUACACUUUUCCGUCCGGCAUUCUUGAGUGGAAUGUGAGGUGUGUCAUUAAGAGAAAAAGAAAUACAAGACAACUAAGUUUUUAAGAAUGUCGCAGUUUUAAGGCAGCGGAGAGCUUCGAACAAUUAAGAGUCGUUUGCAAUGACCAAAAUCAUCCCUCAACAUUGGAGUAUCUUUCUGAUACCCUGUGUUUAACGCGGAAAAUGGCUGAAAGCCAUUCCUGAGUUGUUAUAAUGACCCAAAAUUCAUUUCUUCCAUCGAUCACUCGGUCACUCUAUUAAUUACUCUUUAUUCCUUCCAUUCCUAUUAACUUUUUGGUGUGCUGACUAGUGUAUAAGGCUUUCUCAUGUUCAGUUUCGUUGUUGUGGUGGCCUGUCCUCCCAAAUCAAGGUAACUUUCUAGUUUCUGUUUUUUCACAAACCUUUCUUUCACGUCUCGUCGACAGAUACUACAGUUGCUGUUGGAUUUCUAAUCUUGUGCGAUAUGCUAACUCAGCCUGGUUGAUAUCUACCAAUAUAAGUCUUUCUAGAAGAUCUGAUAAUGGUAAAAUCAACUCAGCUCCAGUCUCCAGGAGCCCAGCUAUUGUACGGUUUCAACAGGGUUGUCAAAAGUCUCUUAAAAUCCCAGUUGAAGAUCCAGAUGGCGAUUUUGUGAAAUGCCGUUCGGCAACCGACGCCGAGUCCUCCAUACCAAGAGAUAGCUUCCCUCACGGUGAACUUGAUGAGGUAAAUUUGUAAGCUCUAUUCUUACCAUUUUUCUCAAUCCAUAAGUACAAAACUUAAGCUAAAGAACGCUAAAGAACGCAAUCUCUCGGACUUUCUCUAUAAAUCAACUCGGAUAAAGUUUCUCAGUUGAAAAGUAAAUUUAGUCUUGUUUUGGGAUCAAGUCGGUAAUUCUUAGCAGACCCAUGAGAGCUUUCUGAGUAAAACAACGACCGAGUAAAUGGAGUGAUACUCAGAAACCCAAUAGAAAUUACAACUAAAUUUAAAAAAGAAUAGGGGUAUACAAAAUAGAAGAACCUGUUAUACUUUUUGUACCAAAUUGUACCUCAAUUUUGCCUGAAAACGCAAACUUUAUGUUCAGAGUUAGUGUGAAUAUAUUAGCGGUAGCGAUCCAACGCUUACGUUUCAGUGUUUCUCGGAAUUUGCUUGGUUAGACUGUUAACGAUUUUAUAUAAGGAUUUGAAAUCUAUGUGCAUUUUUAUUGGCUCUCACUCAUGAUCUACUGGAGGUAAGACGCACUGUUCAGUAAUAGAUCAGAGAUUGCGUCAAAAUGUGGUAAGAACAACAUCUAUAUACCUCAAGUAUCUAUUAAAUGGUACUUCCAUACUUUGCUUCGCAGAAAAACUGUGUUUUAACUUACAAAGGUGGAUAUGGAGCAUCGGGCACUUACGCAGUAACCUUAACCUUGGAAGACUUUCCAGCUGGAACCACAAACUUCAAUAACAUUAGACCAUUCAGUGCUGUGCCACUGCAGUUUCUUGCCAUAAUAAGCGUUGGAUCUGGUUCUUGCCAAGACAUACCUGUUUUUACUGCUUCCACACCUAAAAAUGGUGAAUGCUCAGAGAUUCAGAUUGGUUCAGUAUAUAAAGCAGUAAUUGAAGUGCAGCAUCCAAACAUUGCUAAACAGUAAGUAUUUAAGGUUGAAAUUAAGUCCAAGGCAUCUGAGCUUGUCUUUUUCGUUCAUGAACUGUAUGUAACAUAUCCAAAGGAGCGUUACUUGUCAUGUCAUGUUUGCUGUUAACAAAGACUCUUUUCUUUAUAUGCUAAGUAUCGUUGAGAUAACCACAAGCUCUCCAUUUGGAAUGCAAUUUACCUCAUUAAACUUCCACGGAGGCAUUUUCUACAAGAAUGUCAAGUGGUAUCCGAGUAAGAACCAAGUUGGGCAGCAGUUGUUAUGCUUUCAAGCUUUAGAUUCAGACGGGUAAGAUGCUCUUUUAUGUUGUAUAAAAAAACUUGUAGCUUAAAUCAGAAUGUGAUGAACUGCUAAGUAAGACUGACUUAUUUCAAGUUUUCAUCAGAACCAAUGAUCGCUGUCACGACCGAGCAUAACAUUGAUGGUGUUUCAUUGGAAUCCAACUUGUACAUGUCGGGCAGCAUUUUUUAACCCAACAAGCGGAGAUCUAUACUUAUACUAGAAACUCGAGUACUACCUGAAAAACAAUUUGUGUCAGGUUGUCAAACUAGUUUACAGGAGGAUGAGAAAGUUCAUGUUGCAUAAGUUGGUUUGUUUAUAUUUUUGCUUUCAUUUCCAAUUUCCAGAGUUCAAAGCGAAUGGCGUUGUGUCACGAUCCUUGUGGGGCUAAGUAAGUAGAGCGUUUAUAUUUUCAGAAAAAUGGAUAUUUUGAGCUUUUGUUGUCUAAUCUUUUCUUCCAUUAAUGUUUAAUGCUGACGAAGAGUUGCCUUGUCCAAUUUUUUUUUUCAAUACAGAGUAAAAUGAUAGAAAAAAAUUAAAUAAAAUGCAUACCAACUAAGUCCGUCAGCCAUUUACCUGUGAAGUAGCAUGUAUCAUUUCCUCCAUUAUUUAUAUAGGAACUCAAUUAUUUUUAGGUAAUACGCCUCAUGUUAUUUUGGGUACAAGAAGGCCAAUAAGCCCCAUAAGUGAGUUUGGAGCUGGACUAAUAUGGUGGAGUAUUCAUUUUGACAGAGUGGUGAGGAACACUAUAUUCUUUCCUUUAGAAGAGUGACCUGUAUUUAAAUCCUUCAUUGGAAAAUUUAAAGUAAAGGUAUAUUACCUAAAUAUCACACCAGAUUCCCAAUACUAGGAAACCACAAAAAGAUUUACAAUCAUCUUUUGGAAGAACUAGCUUUCAGAUCUUGGGAAUUCAAAAGGUUAGGGAAACAUAUAUAAAAAAAUAAGAAUAUACUUGAAUUUACGAUUAAGGUUUUUUUUUGCAGAUAAAGAAGCCUAGAAGCUCAGCAUUCAUCCGAUUGGUUCUGCAGUCAAAUGGUGUUACCGUCUUCAAAGUGAAUACCCUUUCUGGUUACGUUAUUAUCGACAGUAACCGCACAGUACUGCAUUUUGCCACCCCUAAGGCUGCACUGAGCAUGAACGGUUCAUAUGCCAUCUUGAUAGAUCCUGGUGCAGUAGUUGGGCAGGGCUGCUCGUAUGAUGGUCCACCAACACCUGGUAUAACCUCACCCAUAGACUGGGCCUUCCCCGUAGAUGGUGUCUGCCCUCUUGGUUAUGCUCUGGUUUCUCCAAGUUUUCAAAAGUGUGAGGGUACGUCCGCUGUUGUAGUAUUU
Molecule: messenger RNA, 5796 nt
Organism: Pocillopora meandrina
Lineage: Eukaryota; Metazoa; Cnidaria; Anthozoa; Scleractinia; Pocilloporidae
Source: the annotation of a GenBank genome assembly